AUGGAACCAGCCAAGAUGGAUGGGACCAUACCAACUGAUCCAGGCUACCCCGACGGCUGUCAGAGUGACCGAGAGACAGGGAUGGCACCACUUGUCACACUGCCAGAAGAUGGAGAAGCACCCACCAAAAGAAUGAAGGAUGACCAGAACCUGCCACCUGGUGAAGACUCAACAGUUCUGCAUGGACCAUGGAGACAGAAGGAGGGGAGGCUGUGAGCCACAUCCACUGGGCCAUGAAUGUGCUGUGUUAUGUGCAAUACUCUGUGCUCUGCUUGCUUCCUCAGUCUCGGGGGUGGAAAUACAGAGCAACCAAUUGAAGUCAACCAAUUCCUGGGUAAAUAUGCUGCAGGGCUUGGGUAGGAGGGCAACACCUAAUGGUUCCGGAAUAGUGAUGUUCCCGAAACCUUCUUCAGCGGGUGAGCUGUUUGGUACUAUGGGUAAGCCUCUAUCAGAGGAUGAUGUGACCUGUGGAUAUCUCCACUUUAUGAGACGUGAUAAAACUAACAAGGAACAAGGCAUAUUUUUUAUAACACUUACCAAUAGUGCAACUAUCCUAGGGAGCCUCUCUGACAAUGUGCACGUCCCCCAUAUUAAAGCUGACCCCUGGAGGGUUUGAUGGCCCUGACGAAACUGAAACAACUCAUGACUACUUCCCCAUGAUUGGGGCUCCCUAACCACUCUAAACCAGUUCAUCUGUUUGUGUGUGAAAAUAAUGGUUUUAUGUCCUCUGUUUUGACACAGGAACAUGGAGGAACUAUUCUAAACAAUUGGACAGUGUGGCGAGAGUGUCUGGUAUGUUGUUUGAGGGUGGUGGCUGUGGAUACUCAUGCUCUCAUCUCAAAGGCUAAGACUGCUCAUCUGACUCCAGCGAGGUUGCUACACUAUCAGAAUGUGCUUCUAACCAUGUCUCAUGUGACCCUGAAAAGGUGCGCUGUGCUCAAUCAGGCUACAUUGUUGCCAACAAAAAAGGACGGAGAAACCCAUGACUGUGCAGCUCUGGUGGAGCUUGUAUCAUUGUGGAAACAGCGUGGGUUCCUCACAUCCUCUGGGGAAACUAUUUCUCACUCGAAACAUGUUGAUAACCUAUUGAAAGCUAUUCUUCUCCCUUCUGAAAGAGCUGUAUGUUAAUAGACUGACCAUGACUGUCCACUGUAUAACCAGGCUGUUAAUAUACUGCUGUACACCAUGUACAUGUUUGGCUCAUACUAACUCUUUUGAUCCUGUCUCCAAGGGCAACACAAUGGCUGAUCUGGAAGCAAAAGCAGCAACUGUGUCUGCUGAUUCCCCUGUGUUGCAGAUGAUUUUGGUUCCUAUUAUGAAUCUCUUCUCCCCUACUGACAUCACUGACUUGCAAUCCUCUGUAGGUCCUGUCGAGUUGAGGAAGUGGAAGAGGCUGUGUACAUAUGACAAUGUGCAGAAACUGUGGUUGGGCCCGGCUGGGCUCCCAAUUCUGAGACGUUCUUGUUUUCCCUAGCUUUCUAAAUUGGCACAUUCAACUUUUUGUUCACCUGGUGAAGUAACGUUAGACGGGAAGACAGAGGUAGAGUAUAGUAGAGAUUGUAGAGGGAAACACGUAUUUGAGGGGAAGAGAAAUGUACUGGGUGAUGGUGAUUUUACCAAGAGAGGGGGGGUCAAUAAUAACUGAGAUGGCUUCUAGAGGCCAGGAUACUCCCGGAGAGGGAGGGGUAGAAGGGGAACAUUUUACCAAAGCCUUAGAGGCACUAAAAAAAGCAUAUGACCAGCACCAAGAACCAAAUAAAUGGUGGGGAAAAUUAGCCAAAUUGGACAAAAUUGGUACACGUUUUCCCUUAGAUGGAAAGUUUAAAACCAGCCAAGAGUAUAUGGAUGCAAUCGUAGUUUGGAACACUGAAAUCAGACAACAGUCCAGACCACAAUAGCAGGCAUCCUAACCACAGCAUUUUAUCAGCAGCGGAGACCUGCGAGGUAAAAUGUAGCAGACAGUAGACAAGAAUGAGGUGACAAAUAAAAACUAGGCAUAUCUGAAGGGCACCAGGAAUUAGAGGGAGCCCUUGAGGAUAGACAAGAGCAAAAUAAACAACUCAGGGUUGCACUUCAACAGUAUCAUAUUAUAAGGAGAAACAGGUCACAUCUGGUGGGCCACCAUUAUACCCCUCUCUUAAAGAGGAAAAAUAGCGAUAUGGGUUGUGAGAGGCAGAGGACAGGCACAUUACGAGUCCGGAUAUAGUAGUACCGGACUGGAUAGUGGAUCAGCAUGAUCCAGGUAAUCAUAGAGAUAUGCGCCCAAUGCAAACACACACGACCCCGGUUACAUAUUAUCCAGAACAAAUAGUACCAGGGGAGGACAACCCUAUACGGAUCCAAAUUCAGCAACACCAUCAACCACUGAGCGUGAGAGAAAUGCAUAGUACUAUGAAAGAGGCAUCGGAUCCAGUAAGGUAGGGACAGGAAUAUAUCAGUUUCCUGAGGAAACAUAGUAGAUUUUUCGGGUUCCAUGCUGGUGAUUACGAUCAUAUUAAAUGCUCGCUUUUGCCAAGGGCCAUGUUGCCAGCACUCGCACAGGGAUAUCGAAUGUCGGCUUGGUCCUAUGGAUGCGAAGCGUGUGACCCAGUGACAGCAAAUGAUGAAAUUGAGGGAUUCUUAACUACAGUUGGGAAUGUAUUGUUUCGACCAGAUGUGAGUAAAAUUAGUAACUAUACUCAAGGUCCGAAAGAAGGAAUAUGCGAUUAUGUGGAUAGGAUGGAUGAUGUGUUACGUACUAAUCUGACAUUGGGGGAUACGAUCAAAAUACAGGAAUUUGUGUGUCUGCUUUGAUGGUAGGAUUGAAACCUGUUAUCAAAACGGCUAUUGCGGGGGUAGUGGACCAACAUUCUCACUGGCAUGAAAUAGUACAGGUGGCAUUGAGAGGGGAAUCUAAUUCCGCUCACUCCGCAGCCGUACGAGUGGUUAAUGCCUCCACAGUCAAAGUCACUAACAGUGGUUUCAAUGGCCCAAGUAAGACAAAGAAACAGGGAGGAAAGGGCAAAUCAUCAGAGCCCUGUAUUAGGUGUGGGGCUGUUGGUCAUUGGAAAAGGGAGUGUAAGGUGGUAAUGGAGCCUACUGCACCCGUUGCAUUCGGAACGGAAUGCUGCGAUGCAAGCGCUUGCAUCUUUGUCAAAAGAACAGCAGCAAACACUCUUGAAGGCAACGGGGCAGGAAACGUUCACAUAGCGGUGUAUGGCCUUGGUUCGAUCAAUAGUGGUUCAUAGAGAUUACGGUUUCUAUGUGAAGGGAGACGUAGGAGGCCACGUCUCACACAACUUUCUAAUAGAUACCGGUGCGCAAAUAUCACUGAUUCCUUACGAUGAGAAAUUGGCUACAUUUGCAACAUGAAAAAGUAUCACAUUUAGCGGGGUUAGAGUCCCGCUCCUUGAAAGCGGCAGCUCUACCCUUUAGCUCAGUGAGGAUAUUGCUUCUGGUUGGGAUAUGUACAUGCGGUCACUGUGGGGAUGACGUCAUCAAUACACUUAUUGAUGAAGCCAGUGACUGAUGUGGUGUACUCCUCAAUGCCAUCGGAAGAAUCCCGGAACAUAUUCCAGUCUGUGCUAGCAAAACAGUCCUGUAGCUUAGCAUCUGCGUUAUCUGACCACUUCCUUAUUAACUGAGUCACUGGUGCUUCCUGCUUCAGUUUUUGCUUAUAAGCAGGAAUCAGGAGGAUACAAUUAUGGUCAGAUUUGCAUCAUCCAAAUGGAGGGCGUGGAGUAAAGGUGGUCUAUAGUUUUUUUUCCCUCUGGUUGCACAUUUAACAUGCUGGUAGAAAUUAGGUAGAACGGAUUUAAGUUUCCCUGCAUUAAAGUUCCCGGCCACUAGGAGCGCUGCCUCUGGAUGAGCGUUUUCCUGUUUGCUUAUGGCCUUUUACAGUUCAUUGAGUGCAAUCUUAGUGCCAGCAUCGGUUUGUGGUGGUAAAUAGACAGCUACGAAAAAUAUAGAAGAAAACUCUCUUGGUAAAUAGUGUGGUCUAAAGCUUAUCAUGAGAUACUCUACCUCAGGUGAGCAAAACCUCGAGACUUCCUUAGUACCACAAUCUCUCCCUCAAUUUCAGCAAGACAAAGGAGCUGAUUGUGGAUUAUAGGAAACUGUAGUGGAGCGGGUCGAGAGAUUCACGUUGUCCACAUAACUAAGUUGUGUCUACACAAUUGUGAAGGGGGCACAACAGCGCCUCUUCCCCAUCAGGAGGUUGAAAAGAUUUGGAGUGAUUUGUCAUUGACUGGCUGCAUCACCAUUUGGUACGGCAACUGCAAGUCACCCGACUGCAAGGCGCUACAGAGGGUGGUGAGUAUGGCCCAGUACUUUACUGGGGCCAAGCUCCCUGCCAUCCAGAACCUCUAUACCAGGCGGUGUGAGAGGAAGGCCCAAAAAAUUGUCAACGACUCCAGCCACCCAAGCCAUAGACUGUUCUCUCUGCUACCGCACUGCAAGCGGUACCAGUGCACCAAGUCUAGAACCAACAGGACCCUGAACAGCUUCUGCCCCCAAGCUAUAAGACUGCUAAACAAGACUGCUAAAUAGUUAAUCAAAUGGCUACUCAGACUACCUGCAUUAACCCUUUUUUAAAAUAAUGCAAAAUAUGUCAUAACAGGUGUAAAUAUGUGGGUCAUGACUGUGUUAUGACCAUAUUAUGACACGUUAUGACACGUUAUGUCAGCUGUUAUGACAUAUUAUGACAUGGUUAUGACCGUAUAAUAAAUCGUUAUGACACUGGGUGUCAAGUAAAGUGUUACUGAAGUUUCUUAUCCUUCAGAUAGUAAUUUCCUUUUGCAUUGCUCCAGACCGCGUCGCUCGCUGUGCGGAAUGCAAACCGAUUAUCACUGUGCGGGACCAUUCAGUGUUUUAUUUUUUUCAACAUCCACAGCAUUCUCCAUGUAAUUCUUUCCAUGCUCAGGUGACACAUUCAGGCAGAUCUCUAUCACCUCCGUCUGUAUGUUUCAGAGUCAACCAGACACACCUCCAUAGAAGCAACGGUUUUCUCCAGUACAGCACACUUUUCGGUGAAUACUUUGCUUUCUUUAUUAAUGUCUUGAGUCUCGCUGAAUGCACAAUUCACAGACGCCUUGAGCUCUUUGAUGCAUGAUGCAUUCUCCUUCAACAUCUUCUCCAGGUUGUCAGCUCUCUCGUAUAUUUUAGCCGUAACUGCUUGGAUGAUGUUCGACUGCAGAUCAUAAAGUGAGAGAUCAUUUUGCUUCAUCUUCUGGGCAGGACUGUAUUAGGAGCUGUUCACUGGGGUAUCUGAGUCAUUCAAAACCCAAUUUCCAUCAGUAAGCAUUUCGUCCUCAGAUGAAUCAGGGCCAAGGGCUAGCUGUCUUGCUCUUGAGUAAUCAUGUUCAGUAUAUAGGCUACCUUUUCUUUUCUUGACAGCAUCCUUGUGGCUAGCUUUGCCUUUUUUACCUUUUCCCUCUUGUGACAUGUUAGCAAGUUAUCUUUCGACUAAAGGAGAAAUUGUUUUACAGUCUUAGUUUUUAACCGUUUUUCACAAAGUUUGAGAGGGAUAAAGUUGAAAUUAGGCGGAAACUGUAAAUGUUGCGACUACACUUAUCACCAUCUUGACAUCUCGUCAGCUAGCCUCUGCUGAGUCCCCAACAACCAGAUGUUCCAGUUUUCAGGGGAAAUAGAAAGAGAGCAUGUGACGCGGCUUCCGCUUUUGGACAUUAACAAGAGAUUUUAAACGUAACCCUAACCUUAACCACACUGCUAACCUCAUGCCUAACCCUAACAUUCAAUUAAUACACUUUUCUUUUAUGAUAUAGCCAAUUUUUAACAAGGCAACAGUCCAUCUUAACUCCUCCUCCACAUUUACUGGAUUGGUUGAACAGUGCAGAAGAUUACCUCCCCCGACAGUUUUUCUUUCUUCUCGUCAAGACCAGUAUGUAGGGGAUCUAGUUUCAGGUGUUUCUUUUAUGUCUGCUACAUUAGGUUGUGAGCGAGCAGAGUGAACACCAUAGAAGAAGACCGAAAUAUGAAUACAAAGAUGGAAAAGGCCUAUGGCUCCCCCUGUCUCCUAAAGUGGGAAUGCACCACAUCUGUAAUCUAUCUGAUGCAUGUGAGGACUACAAUAAACAUAUUGCCCCAUGUAGUUCAGUUGGUAGAGCAUGGCGCUUGCAACGGCAGGGUUGUGGGUUCGAUUCCCACGCGGGGCCAGUAUGAAAGAAGAAAAUAUGUAUGCACUAACUGUAAAUCGCUCUGGAUAAGAGCGUCUGCUAAAUGACUAAAAUUUAAAUGUACAAUGUGGAGAUAGAAGGUUCUAAGCUAGUUUGAUUAAAAUCUAGAGAUGUGCUUCUGCCUGUAUUCCCAUUAACUUUAGAGGCUCUUUGUUCAGAUCAUCUUCUACGAGGGCAGGAAUUUUGAGGGACGCCACUAUGAGUGUAGUGGUGACUGCGCUGACAUGCACUCCCGCUUCUCCCGGUGUAACUCCAUCCGGGUGGACAGUGGGUGCUGGGUGGCCUAUGAGAAGCCUAAGUAUUCUGGGUACCAGUACAUGCUGACAAGAGGGAAGUACCCCGACCACCACCGCUGGUCCGGCUUCAACGACUGCAUACGCUCCUGUCGCAUCAUCCCUGCUGUGAGAAUGACUCUACUUUUGUUUGAGGUUCUAAAUCAAGUGAUUAAUGAAGUUGAAGUUCAAUUCUUCCAUUUGGAUAUGUACAGUAACAUAGAAAUAUAUAAAUACACUACAGUAUGUAUGAGAAUAUUCUAAAAUGGAACCUGAAAACUGCUUAUUUGAACAAAGAUGAUUAUACACCAAAGCCAUCAUUCAGAAUGAUUUAAAUAUGGCUGUGAGAGUAGGACAGGUGAGGGGCAGAUGUUUGUGAGAGUGAGUGAAGUUCAGUUUUGCAACUAACCUUUUUCAAACCUGUUCCGAGCCAUGUUUUUCUCAGGACCAAACCAGUGUGCAACUCUAUUGUCCGGGCCUAGAAAAGAGUCUAACCGGAUUUGCAUGACAAUGGAAUUCAAUUUAAAGGGAGCAUGAGGUUGACAUGUGCUUAGUGUCAUGGGGGCAGAUAUAUAGAACAGUUUGUGCUGACACGAUAACUCACCUGAUUUUAAUAACAAUGCUCUGUCCUUUUUUUCUGACACAUAAAAGGCUCUGGGAUGAGGACAGGCUUGUCCUGUUGACCUUCACAGUCAUGAUGGUUAAGGUAAGCAGAACAUAUCAUUGUCCUAAAAAAAAACAUUACAGACCUUCUUUUCCAGUCUAUUGCAAUUCCAUUUCAGAUUUAGUCUUAAGGGUUUUGUUUGAAAUCAUAAUUGUAGUAUGAUCCCAGGACAAUUGUAGCCUGGUUCCAGAUCUGAUUGCCCUGUAUAGCCAACUAGCGGUUGUUUGGCAUGACAUUGACAAUGACCAUGACAAUAGGUGUUAGUGAGACAGCACAUACAGAUCUGGGACCAGGCUAGGAAAAUAGUACUUGAGGGGUUCUCCUAUCCUUUGUGCCAUUCACAAAUAUACUUGCAAAGUCAAUUUCAUGUUUAAAUCCAAAUAAAGAGGUGUUUUUCACCCAGAAAGAAGGUUCUAAGCUAGUUUGAUUAAAAUGUAGAGAUGUGCUUCUGCCUGUAUUCCCAUUAACUUUAGCGGCUCUUUGUUCAGAUCAUCUUCUACGAGGGCAGGAAUUUUGAGGGACGCCACUAUGAGUGCAGUGGUGACUGCGCUGACAUGCACUCCCACUUCUCCCGGUGUAACUCCAUCCGGGUGGACAGUGGGUGCUGGGUGGCCUAUGAGAAGCCUAAGUAUUCUGGGUACCAGUACAUGCUGACAAGGGGGAAGUACCCCGACCACCACCGCUGGUCCGGCUUCAACGACUGCAUACGCUCCUGUCGCAUCAUCCCUGCUGUGAGAAUGACUUUAUCUUGACCGACAUGACAAUAGCACAAACAAAUGCUCUUGACAGCUGGCACAAGUUAGACAUGGGUGUAUAGGCAAUUGACUUGACGCAAAUUAUAUUAUUUGGAAAUGUUUGUAUGAGGUAUAUACAAUUGAAAUGGACCAAAACAACAGUUUUGUUUGAAUCAAUACAGGCUUAAUUCAGCUGUCAGAUUGUUGUCAGAUUCAGAUUCAAGAUUCCCAUAAAUUUACAUCAGCUGUCAUGACUGAUUAGAACACCUUACAUAAUUGUCAUGACAAUGUUUUGUGUAGCCAGAGGGCCUUCAUGCUGAGUGUUCAGACCUAAAAGUCUGAUAUAGAAAACCAUUAUUUAAGUUCUGUAAAGUGAAUCCAUUUUCUCCAUGCGCAGUAUAAUGGAAACUACAGGAUGAAGAUCUUUGAGAGAUCAGACUUUGGGGGCAAGAUGAUGGAGCUGAGCGAUGACUGUCCCAACCUGCAGGACCGCUUCCACCUGAGAGACAUCUCAUCCUGCAACGUCAUGGAGGGCUACUGGAUCCUUCAUGAGCACCCCAACUACCGGGGCCGUCAGUACUUCCUGCGCCCUGGCGAGUACAACAAGCACAGCGACUGGGGCAGCAUGAACUCCACCAUCGGCUCAGUGCGGCGCGUGACAGAGCUGAAGCAAACCAACCAAUAA
Molecule: messenger RNA, 8528 nt
Organism: Coregonus sp. 'balchen'
Lineage: Eukaryota; Metazoa; Chordata; Actinopteri; Salmoniformes; Salmonidae
Source: the annotation of a GenBank genome assembly